AUGUUUCCAUCCAUCAGAAAGCAUCUAAUCUAUACUGUUUUAUCAUCUAUAGAUAUUGACGAGUGUGCAAGUAGCCCGUGCCAAAAUGGAGCUGCGUGCUCAAAUGAGCAAAACCGUUUUGUAUGCACGUGUACUGGUGGCUGGACAGGCACGGACUGUAACACAGAUGUCAACGAAUGCGCGAGUAACCCGUGCCAGAAUGGAGCUACAUGUCACAACAACCAGAACAGUUACUCGUGCACGUGUGCAGGAGGCUGGCAAGGAUACGACUGUGACCUGGACAUUAACGAAUGCGACAGUAACCCGUGCCACAAUGGAGCCACGUGCAACAAUUUACAGAAUCAGUACACGUGCACUUGUGCUGGUGGUUGGCAAGGAAACGACUGUGAUCAGGAUAUAAACGAGUGUGCAAGCAACCCGUGCAAGAACGGAGCCACGUGCAAUAAUUUACUAGAUCAAUACACAUGCACGUGUGCAGCAGGUUGGCAGGGCUAUGACUGUGAUCAAGAUAUUGAUGAAUGCGCAAGUAACCCGUGCUUUAACGGUGCUACGUGUAACAACUUGCUUGACCAGUACACGUGCACUUGUGCCGGAGGAUGGCAAGGAUAUGACUGUGACUUAGAUAUCGACGAGUGUUUGAGAAAACCCAUGCCAGAAUGGAGCCACGUGUCACAACAACCAAAAACAGUUACUCGUGCACAUGUGCUGGAGGUUGGCAAGGAUAUGACUGUGAUAUAG
This is a messenger RNA of Mercenaria mercenaria, 738 nucleotides long. RefSeq names its product fibropellin-3-like. Lineage: Eukaryota; Metazoa; Mollusca; Bivalvia; Venerida; Veneridae. The transcript is spliced from 6 exons. The record is from RefSeq and is a predicted model, not a curated record. Gene Ontology annotation, molecular function: calcium ion binding. The coding region runs from base 1 to 738 and encodes 245 amino acids.